AUGUCAUAUUUGGACCAAGAAGAAGUGCCCGACUGGACCUUGUUAGCAGAGCUCGCCACGAAGCGCGGUCACAAGAGCUUCGAGCCGGUCUACGAAGGUAGCACCCUUUCACAGUACGACGUCGAUGCCCUCGAGAAACAUCGGAGCAUCAUGUACCAUGCGUUGUGCCAGCCGCGCGGAUUCCUCUCCCAGCCAGAAAAGCUCAUCUCCUCCACCAUUAGAUUGGGAACAGGAGCAUAUAUUGAUCAGCCAAGAGGCAAGUAUUUGGAGACGAUGGGGAGAAUGGACCGGUCUGGAAGAUGCCAUUUGAACUUCGAGGAGGCACUUUAUCUGGUGGAAAGAGGAACCUGCGUGGCAAAGAAGGAGAACUCUGAAGGUAUUUUGUCAUUACAAGAAGUCUACGGCAUUCUUAUCACCAAUUCAGAACAGUACGAUCAGCUACUUGUAUACUCUCUGCUUAAGAGAAACGGAUACAUAGUCCUGCGUGCAACGCAACAUACUUCGGAGUGCCAUGACUCCACUCGAUUCCGCUAUGGCUCGGUGUUCUUGAACUUUGUGGUAUCGCUUUUUGGACUCAAAUUCCUCCCUUUCCGCUCGAUUUUCAACUACCUACACUCGCUCAUAGCUCCCAAAAAAUUCCAACCGAGCCCGACGCCCAAUUGGCAGCCAGUUUAUGACAUCUGGAAGCCUUUCAAGGGCUUCAAAAAAAGCAUGCCGCCGGUUCCGCAUUUCCAGGUGGUCAUUGUGUCUGCAACGGAUCAAAUGCCAGAAAUUGAGACCAUCAAACAGCAUUUGCACGAGUCGCCGUCUUUGCUGGUGGCAGUUGUUGACAACGGCAUCGUGAACUUCUAUAACCUCGCACAGAUGGACUUAAAUCGGUUGGGGAUCGCUUGGAAGGACUCCUGGGGGUACAACCGCACUCUCUGGUCUCUCGCUCGCAGUCUACUUAUAGGUCAAAAAAAAUAG
Molecule: messenger RNA, 966 nt
Organism: Ogataea polymorpha
Lineage: Eukaryota; Fungi; Ascomycota; Pichiomycetes; Pichiales; Pichiaceae
Exons: 1
Coding region: 1-966 (321 amino acids)
Biological process (GO): tRNA-type intron splice site recognition and cleavage
Cellular component (GO): tRNA-intron endonuclease complex
Source: RefSeq, a predicted model, not a curated record